This is a messenger RNA of Onychostoma macrolepis, 666 nucleotides long. RefSeq names its product dynein, light chain, LC8-type 1 (gene dynll1). The transcript is spliced from 3 exons. Lineage: Eukaryota; Metazoa; Chordata; Actinopteri; Cypriniformes; Cyprinidae. Gene Ontology annotation, biological process: cilium assembly; microtubule-based process. Gene Ontology annotation, cellular component: cytoplasmic dynein complex. Bases 16 to 429 code for a protein of 137 amino acids. The record is from RefSeq and is a predicted model, not a curated record. Gene Ontology annotation, molecular function: dynein light intermediate chain binding; dynein intermediate chain binding.
UGGCGGCGACAGCCAAUGGGAAUCGAGAGCGGGAGGAGCCAACGGCCGUUGCACACCUACAUUACUUUUGGUCAAGCACUCAGCGGGAGCAUCACAGGCGCUUCGAGUGAGUCGCUUUUCUCUCCGUCUCAACAAAUCUGCACAGAAAUAAGAUCCAGCAUGUCAGACAGAAAGGCAGUGAUCAAGAAUGCGGACAUGUCUGAGGAGAUGCAGCAGGACGCUGUGGAGUGCGCAACACAGGCGCUCGAGAAGUACAACAUUGAGAAGGACAUUGCCGCCUACAUCAAGAAGGAGUUCGACAAAAAGUACAACCCCACCUGGCAUUGCAUCGUGGGGAGGAACUUUGGAAGCUACGUGACUCACGAGACCAAACAUUUCAUUUACUUCUACCUGGGUCAGGUGGCCAUCCUGCUCUUCAAAUCAGGCUGAGCGACGGCACCCAUUCAUUUCAACAGACCAUUACGAACUGACUGUACUGACGAGGCGAACCAUUCCUGCACUGGGACCUGCCUUCCUUCUCUCGGCUGCUUCUCCUUUCGUUCUGAUUAUUGUUUAGAAAAAGCCAGUGUGAGAGGGAAAUGCCAUAAAGAAACAAUUGUAUUUAUUUUUGUUUUCUAUACACGGUUUGAGCGGUUUUUUUAAUUAAAGCAAAAUGGUUUGGCUGUU